AUGAGUGAUAUACUGUUGGAAUACUUGAACCAAAUAAUGAAACUAGGAACUUUAUUGCUUGAGUUACUGUCAGAAGCUCUUGGACUAAAUUCAAGCUAUUUAAAUGAUAUUGGUUGUGCUGAGGGGUUAUUUGCUUUAGGCAAUUACUAUCCACCAUGUCCUGAACCAGAAUUAACUUUGGGAACUCCAAAACAUGCUGACGUUGAUUUCAUCACUGUGCUUCAACAAGAUCAUAUAGGUGGCCUCCAAGUUCUUCAUGAGAAUAUGUGGAUUGAUGUACCUCCACAACCUGAGGCUCUAGUUAUUAAUAUUGGUGAUUUUCUGCAGCUUAUCACAAACGACAAAUUCAAAAGUGGUCAGCACAGAGUGUUGGCAAACCGUGUAGGUCCAAGAAUCUCUAUUGCAUGUUUCUUUAGUACUCGUCAUCAUCCAUCUACAAGGAUUUACGGUCCCAUCAAGGAGCUUUUGUCCGAAGACAAUCCUGCAAAAUAUAGAGAAACUUCAAUUUCAGAUUUUGCAAUUCAGUACACAACAAAACGUAUGAAUGGUGCUUCUCCUCUGAUGAAUUUCAGAAUUUGAUUAGCACAAAUCAAGUGAAAGUGAUUAUGUAUGUAAACUUAUACUUUCGGUGUUUCUUGAGACAGAAUAAGAAAAACAAUUUUUAUUGAAAAAUAAUUUGGUACUUCAAUCAGUAGAUUAAAUAUGUUGAAUGA
Messenger RNA from Vicia villosa (hairy vetch), 713 nucleotides. Its product is annotated as 1-aminocyclopropane-1-carboxylate oxidase homolog 1-like. Bases 1 to 579 code for a protein of 192 amino acids. NCBI's taxonomy places the organism in Eukaryota, Viridiplantae, Streptophyta, Magnoliopsida, Fabales, Fabaceae. The transcript is spliced from 3 exons. The record is from RefSeq and is a predicted model, not a curated record.